UCAGUGCUGGGCCUUGGGCUGAUGCGUGCUGACGUCAUGCUGCGUAUGGGACAGGGCAGGCUCCACUUUCUAACUCCUCCAGGCUGGAGUAGUUAGUUAGCAAACAGCAGGCACUGGGCAGGCAGCCUGCUCCUUCUGCAUCAUAACAUUUUGCACACAUCUCUUUCUGCAUGGUGGAUAUUAUUUUUCAUUAUCCUUUUCUGGGUGCUAUGGGGGAUCAUUCCAAGAAAAAGCCCGGAAUUGCCAUGUGUGUGGGCUGUGGGAGUCAGAUCCAUGACCAGUACAUCCUGAAGGUCUCCCCGGACCUCGAGUGGCAUGCAGCAUGUCUCAAAUGCGCUGAAUGCAGCCAGUACUUGGAUGAAACCUGCACUUGUUUUGUGAGAGAUGGCAAGACAUACUGUAAAAGGGAUUAUAUCAGAUUAUUCGGCAUAAAGUGUGCGAAGUGCAAGGUGGGAUUCAGCAGCAGUGAUCUGGUGAUGAGAGCCCGGGAGAACGUGUAUCACAUUGAAUGUUUCCGCUGCUCCGUCUGCAGCCGCCAGCUCCUGCCCGGGGAUGAGUUCUCUCUACGGGACCACGAGCUGCUGUGCCGGGCCGACCACAGCCUGCUGCUGGAUAGGAGCUCGGCGGAUAGCCCCAGGAGCCCCGGCCAUUUACAGAGCACCAGAGGCCUGCAUCUAUCAGACUCGGUGCCCGGCCGCCAGCCCUCUCUCCGGCCCCACGUGCACAAGCAGGCAGAGAAGACCACCCGCGUCCGGACGGUGCUGAACGAGAAGCAACUGCACACGCUGCGGACCUGCUACGCUGCCAACCCGCGGCCGGACGCGCUGAUGAAGGAGCAGCUGGUGGAGAUGACCGGCCUGAGCCCCAGAGUGAUCCGGGUCUGGUUCCAGAACAAGCGCUGCAAGGACAAGAAGAAAUCCAUCCUCAUGAAGCAGCUGCAGCAGCAGCAGCACGGCGACAAGACAAGUCUUCAGGGCCUGACCGGGACCCCCCUGGUGGCCGGGAGCCCCAUCCGCCAUGAGAGCGCCGUGCAAGGCAACGCUGUGGAGGUCCAGACCUACCAGCCCCCUUGGAAAGCGCUCAGUGAAUUCGCAUUGCAGAGUGACCUGGACCAACCUGCCUUCCAGCAGCUGGUAUCCUUUUCCGAAUCUGGCUCCUUGGGUAACUCUUCCGGCAGCGAUGUGACCUCCUUGUCUUCCCAGUUACCUGACACCCCCAACAGCAUGGUACCCAGUCCUGUGGAGACGUGAGACAAGCACACCCCGCCCCCCCAGCGGAUUUGGACUUUCGCAUGCUCCUGCUCCCUGCAUGAGACAAGCCCGGCCUCAGGCUGGCCCAGAGCUCCAAACAACACUUUUUAUAAUAAUAUUAUUUAAAAACAAACAAAAAUAUGUCUUGACUGCCAAAAAGCACCAGGAUUCUAGCUGCCUUCACCAGACUGGAGAGAACUCCCCUGCUCCCCCCCUUCUUUUUUUCCCAACUGAUUUUUUUUCCCAGAGCAAACUUGGAUUUACUAAAAUUAGCCCCCCAAAUCACCUACUGUAUAAUGGUAGUUUGUACAUUUUUUUUUGUUUCGUUUUCCUUUUUGGAAGAAAAAAGGAUCUUUUGUGUCUUCCUAAGACUGGUUGGAAGCCAGUUAAAUCAUCUCAACUUGAUGUUGUCUUUUGAGUAGUCAUCUCCAUCCCAGUGUCUCUCACAGCACCACAUGAGUGAAUUCAUUCCAUACUCUGCAUUAUCCCUGACUUGAAACCUUUCCUGUUUUGGGUGGGGGGAGAGAACCCCCCCCCGCCCAAGCCGCAUGAUUGCUGGAAAACAUAUAUAUGGAAAUGAGACUUUUAUUAAAAAUGUUAAGUUAUCUUAUGGACGGAGGACAGAUUGUUUGAGCCUUUAAAGAACAAAAGUAAGUUAUUGUUAUUUAUUGUCAGAGCAGCAGUUAACAGUGGAAUUAAUAUUUUGAUUUUAAUAAAAAAUAACCUCAUUGGAAAGUG
Dermochelys coriacea (leatherback sea turtle) is the source of this 1988-nucleotide messenger RNA. RefSeq names its product ISL LIM homeobox 2 (gene ISL2). The transcript is spliced from 6 exons. NCBI's taxonomy places the organism in Eukaryota, Metazoa, Chordata, Testudines, Dermochelyidae. The coding region runs from base 171 to 1250 and encodes 359 amino acids. Gene Ontology annotation, molecular function: cis-regulatory region sequence-specific DNA binding; DNA-binding transcription factor activity, RNA polymerase II-specific. Gene Ontology annotation, biological process: positive regulation of transcription by RNA polymerase II; axonogenesis; neuron fate specification. The record is from RefSeq and is a predicted model, not a curated record. Gene Ontology annotation, cellular component: nucleus.